Messenger RNA from Capsaspora owczarzaki ATCC 30864, 6107 nucleotides. Its product is annotated as chromodomain helicase DNA binding protein 2. Gene Ontology annotation, molecular function: histone binding; ATP-dependent chromatin remodeler activity; ATP hydrolysis activity. The record is from RefSeq and is a predicted model, not a curated record. Gene Ontology annotation, biological process: nucleosome organization; regulation of transcription by RNA polymerase II. Bases 134 to 5953 code for a protein of 1939 amino acids. Gene Ontology annotation, cellular component: chromatin; nucleus. NCBI's taxonomy places the organism in Eukaryota, Filasterea, Ministeriida, Capsasporidae. The transcript has 4 exons.
GGCCUGAAUCGCAAGCAAACCAAGCAAGACAAGCAACGAGACGCUUCAUCUUUCGAGCUUUGUCACAAAACAGUCGGACGAACAGGGUUGAACGAGGAACGGACGCGCGCAAACACACUCCUCAUAGCAAAGCAUGGCGAGCGAACAAGCGCCAGUGCCAAUGGACACGACCACGACCACGACCACGCCUGCUGGGUCUGCGACAUCGGAUACUGCGGCGGCUGCGGCUGCGCAUCUCGCUGCCACGUAUGGCGGAGGCCUGCAUCGCCCAGUUGCGGCACAAUCCAAGAAACCAGCCGACGACGACGACGACAACAACGACGCCAUGGUCGAUGACGAGGCAGACAUUGAAGGUGAUGAAGACAACGACGAUGAUGAUGACUCGGACGACGGCAAGUACAAGCAUGACGAGGACGAGGAGGAAUCAGAGUCAGCGGACGACGACGACGACGACGAAGAGUACGACUCGGAUGAGCGCCGCAACAAACGCAAGCACGCUUCGAAAUCAUCCUCAACAACCAAGCGACACAAAGGGAGCACCUCCAAGCGGAAAAAGUCUCGCAAGCCCAAGACACGCAUGGUGGAGCGCGAAACGACCAGCUACACGAGUUCGGGCAGGGCUGUCGUCCGCAAGGUGAUGGUGGAAGAGCCCGUCACGCCCACAGAAACCUCUGAAGAGGAGUCCGACGAUGCAGGGCGCCACAGGAAUGGUCGACGAGGCGCAGAUGACAGCGACGACGGCUCGGACGACGAUGACUUUGACAACCGCGGCAAGCGAUCGCACCGGAAACGCCAGCAGCGACGCGGUGGGGCCUCGACCGCGACCUCUUUUGUCAAACCGUCAGCCCGCGCACGGCGAGCAGCGCUCAACUCGGAGGACGACGAUGACGACGACAAUGAUGUUGUGGCUCAGGACAUGCGCAACUUUCGCGUCGGCUCGACUCGCGCCAACUCGAACGUCAAGUCCUACCGCGAGGCUUCCGAGUCUGAGACGGACGAAGACGACAUUGUUGGCCCCAAGACCACCCGACGAGGAGGCGCCUCCAAAAAGUCAGACGGCGAAGACGUGGACGUGGAGGACGCGGACGAGGCCGAGGACGACGAUGUGGAAGAGGAGGCUGCGGCCGACCGGUCCAACAUUGAUCGUGUCAUCAUCCACCGAGUUCGUUCCUCGCAGCCCACACUGCCCGACGAGCGUGCGGACGGGCUGUUUCUGGGCCUCCCGCUCGACUUUGUUUACCGCGUCAACGACAUUGAGUCGCCCGAUUGCGAGUUUCUCGUCAAGUGGGAGCAACAGUCGCACUGGCACAACUCUUGGGAGACGGAAGCUUCGUUGCAAGAACGAGGCGUCAAAGGUCUCAAAAAGCUGGCCAACUACAUCAAGACGGAGAACGAGCGGGCCGCUUGGCUGGCGGACGCGUCGCCUGAAGACGUUGAGCACGACGCCUGCCAGGUGGACAUGUACAUGGACUUGUCGCGACAACAUGUUUUGGUGGAGCGCAUCGUGUCGAGCCGUUCAUCCGAUGAUGCGAUGGAGGAGGACGACGACGAGGCGUCGUCGACGACAGGCGUCCAGUAUCUCUGCAAAUGGGAGGGACUGCUCUACUCUGACUGCACCUGGGAUGACGCAAAGCUUGUUGCUGCGCGCCAUCCAGAGAAGGUUGAGGCUUUUGAAAAGCGAGAGCAGUCCAAGAUGCUGCCCGACCCGCGCGCUCGCGCCUUGGUCCAACGCCCUGGCUUUAAGGAGAUUAAGGUGCAGCCUGCCUUCCUUGGUCGUCCAGUAGAGACCUCCGAAACCCCGCGGGCGGCCUCAAAGACUGAGACGGAGCAGCCCGCCGACGUGUCGACGGAAUUGGAGCCCGCAGCGGAUGAGAAUGCUGUUGCUGAUGGUGCCGAGCCCGUGCGGGACAAGGAAGGCAGCGAGCUGGUGCUGCGCGACUACCAGCUGCUCGGUUUGAAUUGGCUUGUCUCGUCCUGGUGCAAACAACAGUCGGUCAUUCUGGCUGACGAGAUGGGUCUGGGCAAGACCAUCCAAACGCUGUCUUUUGUUGGCUACUUGUGCCACGUCUUCCACGUGUAUGGCCCGCAUUUGGUGGUUGUGCCGCUUUCGACCAUUGCUGCAUGGCAACGCGAGUUUGAGCGGUGGCUCCCUUCCCUCAACGUGAUUGUCUACAUUGGCAACGCCGCCAGCCGCAAAAUCAUCCGCGACUAUGAGCUGUUGGACUCGACCGGCAAGCGCCCCAAGUUUAAUGUCAUGAUUACCACCUACGAGACAGUGCUGUCCGAUGAGGCGUACCUUGCGCGGUUCAAAUGGACCAACCUCAUGGUGGACGAGGCGCACCGUCUCAAGAAUGUGUCGUCGCGUCUGCACCAAGCCCUCGCUGGCUUCCACACCAACCAUCGCCUGCUCGUCACCGGCACGCCGCUGCAGAACGAUUUGCGAGAGCUGUGGGCGCUGCUGCACUUCUUGACACCGGACCGCUUCACGUCGUGCGACGACUUUAUCGAGCAGUACUCGAAUCUCGAGUCCAAUAUCAACAAGCUGCACGCCUUGCUGCAGCCCUUCUUGCUACGACGUGUCAAGAAGGAUGUCGAAAAGUCGCUGCCAGCCAAGGUGGAGCGCAUUCUUCGUGUCGACAUGUCGAGUCUGCAGAAACAGUACUACAAGUGGAUUCUCACCAAAAACUACACCAUGCUGCGCAAGGGCCGACGCGGCAACGCCGGUGGCUUUAUCAACAUUAUGAUUGAGCUCAAAAAGUGCUGCAACCACCCCAACCUCAUCAAGCCUGACGAGGAGGCGCCGCAAGAACUGGCCAACCUGGGUCCUGCACUCGCCGCUCCGGCUCCAGCCCCCUCUGACGAGACGACCAACUCGGCCCAGCAGCCGAUGGAGACUGCACCUCUCGCGUCAGGCGCGACCAAUGAGAGCAGCGGAGCAGCGGCGGCCGGCGGACAGUUGACCCUCGGUGGCCAAACGGACGACCGACUCGCUCGCCUUGUCAAGCAAAGCGGCAAAAUGGUCUUGCUGGACAAGCUCCUUGUGCGGCUGCGUGAGACUGGUCACCGCGUGCUCAUCUUUUCGCAAAUGGUCCGCAUGCUCGACAUUCUCGCAGAGUACAUGCAACGCCGCGGCUUUGGCUUCCAGCGCCUGGACGGCAACGUUCGUGGCGACUUGCGAAAGCAGUCCCUCGAUCACUUUAACGCGGAGGGCUCGACAGACUUUGCCUUCCUGUUGUCCACCCGCGCCGGCGGCCUGGGCAUCAACUUGGCCACCGCGGACACGGUCAUCAUCUUUGACUCGGACUGGAAUCCUCAAAACGACUUGCAGGCCGAGGCCCGUGCGCACCGCAUUGGCCAAAAGAACGUUGUUAACAUUUACCGCAUCAUUACGAAAAACUCGGUCGAGGAGGACAUCCUCGAGCGCGCCAAAAAGAAGAUGAUUCUGGACCACGUCGUCAUCCAGCGCAUGGACACGACUGGACGUGCGGUGCUCGGCUCUGCGUCUCCCAAGAAGCCGUCGAGCAAGAAGAAUGCGCGUGUUCACAACAAGAACCGAAAAUCAAUCGAAAGCGGCGACGAGGACGAAAUCGACGAUGGCGAGGAGGAGAGCGCGGAGGCGGAAGGCAGCGCUGGACCCAACGCAGCCGCGGCUGGCAAAGCGACCGGAUCGACCCCUUUCAGCAAGGACGAGCUGGCCUCGAUUCUCAAGUUUGGUGCGGAAGAGCUGUUCAAGGAUCAGCAAGACCAAGACAGUAAACUCGCCGAACUCGACAUUGACGAAAUCCUCGCGCGUGCAGAAACGCGUGAAACGCAGGACGAGGACGGCGAUGCCGCUGCAAACGGCUUGAUGUCGCAGUUCAAGGUGGCCAACUUUGCCACCGGCAGCAGCGAUGGCGCGAACGAUGCUUCCUGGGAUGACAUUAUUCCCAUGUCGGAGCGCGAGCGCAUGCAGCAGGAGGAAGAGCAAGAAAAGCAGAUGGCCCUGUUUCUGCCGCCACGCCGCGGCAGGACGGACAACCGCUCGUACAACGACACUGCGUUUGUUGCCGCGCGGCGACCGCACCGCGGCAAGGGCGAUUCGUCGGCAUCCUCGGGCGGCAGCUCGGAUGAGGAGGGGCCCAGCCGCCGUCGUGGCGCUGGAGGUGCAGGCGCCUCUCGAGGCGCGCGCAGCCUUGAAUUGGAGGGCUUGCCUGUGGCUGACGCCAGUCCGUUGACGCCUGCUGAGGUUCGAAGCUUGCUGCGCUCCUGGAAGCGCUUUGGCGACCUGCCAGCACGAAUGUCCGUCAUGUACGCUGAUUCUGGUCUGGCCGAGGCUCACGACGAGGCCACCGUUGCUGGUGUCGUGUCGGUGGUCCUUAAGGCCGCCCAAGCUGCGGUGGACGAGUGGGAAGCAACGUCCAAAGGCUUUGACAGCGCCAUCAAAAAGCUCGAAAAGCAGGGCGCUCUCGAAGCCAUGGACGAGCUCGGCUCGCACAACGCCGACAUCCAAGUGCAGAUUGCUGCCAUCACUGCCGAAUCUCAGGCACACAAGAAGAAAAACCCGGCCAUUGCAGUCCAGGGCAACCGAGUGCUGGCGAUCGAGUUGGUCGAGCGCAACAGCGACAUGCAGUUGGUGUCGAAAUUGCUGGGCACCUCCCUCGAUGCGCAGGGCAAGUUCACCCUCCCCUGCAAGGUCAUGGUUGUCAAGUGGCCCGCCGGCUGGGACGCCUCCGACGAUGCUCGUCUGCUCGUCGGAUGCCACAAGUACGGCAUUGGCAGCUGGGAGCAGAUGCUCGACGACCCGGCGCUCAAGUUUGCUGGCAAGAUUCUCCCAGCCAACAAUGCCCUUCCGCAAGCGUCUCACCUCUUGCGCCGCGUCGAGUAUCUGCUGAAGGUGCUGCGGUUUGACGCCCAGGGUCGUGGCUUGCGCACGUACACAAGCAAGGCCGCCGGCUCCAACGGCGAGCCAGUCCAUUCCAAGAGCCGCCGUGCGCCUGUUGUGACGACCCCGAUGAGCGAGGCCGAGGUUGCUUCGCGCCUGGCCUCUGUGGAGCCCGCCGCCAAAGCCAAUGCGCAGCAGAUUGUCGCCAUGGCUGCUGGAUUCAAAUUCAAAGAGCGCCCUGAGAAGGAGAAGGCUCAAAAGCCAGACCGCUCUGAGAAGGACAAGGAGAAGGAGAAGAAGGAACGAGCCCCAAAGGAGCGCAAAGAGCGCAAGGAACGGGAAGGUGGCGAAGCCAAGUUUGUCGUCCCGCAAGAGAUGCUCUCCUCGUUGCUGGCCACCCUGCGCGACGACAACAGCUCGUCGACUGCGUCUCGCCCUGAUGCUGCUGCUGCUGCCGAGGCAGCCGAGAAAAAGCCAAAGUCCGUCGUCAAGACCGAAAAGUCGGCAGAGGGGAAGAGCUCGGACAAGAAGGACAGUCCCAUCUUCCGCAUGUACGACAAGGCUAGCAAACUCGCUGCCUCUAACGCUGCCAGCACGUCAGCGGUAAACGACGCUGACGACUCGAGCAAGUCCCACCGCACGCCCGACAAGCACAAGGACAAGGAAUCGGAUCACCACCACCACCACCAUCACCACCACCACCACCACGAUGAGCACCACCAUUCGCGUGGUGAUGCGGAAGCGCAGCAACUGCUGGUACCCAUCAAACACGACGUUGCCAACUUUUUGGACUUGCGACAAAAGGCCGCGCACGAAAAUUGGAGCAAGGAGCGCGUCAGCCUCGAGACCAAGGAGCACCUUCUUCGCGUCGGUCGCUUUGUUGACACGCUCCCCGCAGACAUGCAAAGUCGUGUAUGGAAUGAAGUUGCUCGAAAACACCCAUCGGCGAACGGCGAUCACGUGAGUGCGAUCUAUAAACGACUCGCAAACAAGACCCCCGCGCAAUCGACCUCCUCGACUCCUCUCCCCAGUGAGAAGCGCCCCGCAGAGUCAGACGAUGCUCAGCGCAAGAAGCCUCGAAUGGAUGAAUAACGCCAAGGACCAGGUUUCUCGCUCUAUUUUUUUGCUUUCUGGUGCCACCAAAUCACACACACACACACACACACACACACACACACACACACACACACACACACACACACACACAUCCUUUUGUAGUAUAAUCAUAUUGAUUUCCAUCGUUGUA